GACGCUCAGUGCCCGCCUCCGGGCCGGAGGGAGCAUAUGAUUGGUCAGUCUGGCCCUGGGUCGGAGAUUUAGUGAUUGACAGUAAUGCCCAGAGACAGGCAAGCUGGAAGCCUGAGUAGCGGGUGAAGUUAUCUGCGGCCGCGCGGCCGAGGCUUUAUGGACCAUGUGCUGCUACGUAUGCCUGAAGUACUUGAAAUGCACGUUUGGAGAGACUUUGCCAUCUAAAUGCUUGGCUGGAUUAAGCGCCUAAUUAGGAUGGUUUUUCAACAGGUUGGAGUAAGCAUGCAUUCGGUACUUUGGUCUGGGAAGCCCUAUGGUUCAUCUCGAAGUAUCGUAAGGAAAAUUGGUACUAAGUUAUCUUUGAUCCAGUGUCCAAGAGCUCGAUUUCAGAUUACCAGUCCUACAACAGAAUGGAGCCCCAGCCACCCAGGAGAGGAUGCAGUGGCCUCUUUUGCUGAUGUUGCAUGGGUAGUUAAAGAAAUAGGAGAGUGUUCAACAAGACGAAGGACAGAGAUCAGGUCAAGGCAGCCCCUUCAGGAUGACCUUCCUUUCUUCGAGAAGCCCCCAGGCAGGCAGUUUUCCUUACCAAACCUGAGUCCAGAAGAGCCUCAACUAAAGACUCCGACACUAGCCAAUGAGGAAGCACUGCAGAAGAUCUGUGCUCUUGAGAAUGAACUUGCUGCUCUAAGAGCUCAGAUUGCCAAAAUCGUGACCCUGCAAGAACAGCAAAAUCUCAUUGCAGGUGAUUUAGAUUCUACAACUUCUGUUACCACAGCACCACCCCCUCCACCGCCCCCUCCGCCGCCCCUCCCUCUGCCAGGGCCCCACCCAAGUGUGUCUGCUAUUGACCUGAUUAGAGAGCGGAGAGAGAAAAAGGCCUGUGCUGGGAAGACUUUGGUGGAGAACAAUCCAAAGAAACCUGAUAUGCCAAAUAUGCUAGACAUACUUAAAGAUAUGAACAGUGUAAAACUUCGGUCAGUAAAAAGGACAGAACAAGAUAUAAAGCCCAAACCAGCAGAUGCUACCGAUCCUGCUGCCGUCAUAGCAGAGGCUCUGAAAAAGAAAUUUGCUUACCGGUAUCGAAGUGAUAGCCAAGGUGAAGUUGAAAAAGGAAUUCCAAAGUCUGAAUCCGAGGCCACCUCAGAAACAGUGCCGUUUGGGCCACACAUGUUGAAGUCUACAGGAAAAAUGAAGGCUUUAAUUGAAAAUGUUUCAACUUUCUAAUAGAUAUUGGGUUAAGAAAGACUAUGCUGGUCCAGCUGUUGGUUUGUUAGGGCUGUUUGGUCAGUAGAAAUAAAUACAAUUUAAUAAAUACAUGAAUUUAAUAUUCAGUGGUCCCCUUUAUCUGAGGAUUAAGCAGUAACAAAAGCACUCUAAGUUUGUAUUUGCAUUUAUAAGGAAGUCAGUUCUGUUCUGAAAUUUUCCAUAUGUUUUCUGACAUGUUUUUAAUAUGGUGCCAGGGUGUUUAGGUUUCCAGUCUCAAAAACAAUUUUAUAGAUUACAGAACAAGGACAGGACAUUUGUAGAUGUUUUUAAAUCUUAACACUAAUUUAUCUGUACAAAUGUUUUAUAUGCACGUAUUUGGACAUAAAACAGUGUAUGUAAAAUUCAGCAGUGACAGCAGUGAGGGUACUGUUCCCAUCAUUUGUUUCAGUGACUGUUUACUGUUUGCUGCUGGGAAGGCUGGCAGAACCCAGUUGUUGGAGUGAAGUAUUUGAUGGAAUCUUUGCCUUGAAUAGAACUUCGAUCUUAAGAUUUUCUCUCACAUAUUCUCGAGAUGGUGUUUUGAGUGGGAACCAGAUGUUUCCUAAUCAAAUUCCAUAAUACUUCCCUUUAAAUGGAAGUCAGGGACCAUGAAAGCUGCUUUUACUUCAUUGCCAGUGUGAGGAAGUGAGGAAGAAACUGGUUUUCGAAUAGUGAGGAGUCAGGUUAUGGAACUAAUUUAAAGUAGAAACCAGAAUGUGCCACCUUCCUUUCCUUUCAGUUUAAUAAAUGGCAUAGUAAAGAUGACUUGUGGCUAAGUUAAUAUUUCUGGAAAUGUUAGCAUAAUGGAGUUAAAAAAUUUUUUAAUAUUGGUCAACUACAGUAGUAGCUUUAUAAUGAAACAUUGGACAGGCGAAAGAAUUUCCUCUAUGUUGUUUAUCAUUGUUCAGAAUGCUGGUCUGUUGGUUUAUGUUAUGUGACACAGUCCUUAGGCGUUACUAGAAAGUGGAGAACUGCCUUUCUCAUCAGGGCUGAAAAAAUUGUUUUAAGUCAUUGUUUUUAAAUGCGUGGUACAUUUUCAUGAUUUUAUUUCUGUUAAAUAAUACUCAGCUAUAGUUAAUGCCAGAAUUUCCUACCAUGAGUAUUUGGAUUAUUUAAAUAUAGCUAAAAAGAAAACCUUGUACUUUCUGGGAGGCUAAGAGAUGAGAAGAUUAAACAUUCACUUCUAAGUUAUUGAAAAUAUGUGUGAUGGUCUAAAUAUUAGAAUAUAGUAGCCAAGGUAGUUUAUAUGGUUUGGUUAUUCAGCUUAAAUUUGAAUUGGCUUAUUUUACAUGUUAAUGUACAUUGUUCCUGAUUUAUAUGGUUUAGAAAUUCUGCCUUUAAAAGAAAGAAAAUUCACCUUACAUAUUUUUGACCUCUUAAAUUUGUUACCAGUAUUGAAUUUUGGCCACUGCUCCAAUAUAAGGAAGCUACUGUUCUGAAAUAAAGCAAACUUUUAUUUUCCUUGGA
Manis javanica (Malayan pangolin) is the source of this 2712-nucleotide messenger RNA. It is a transcript of the gene MTFR1, whose product is annotated as mitochondrial fission regulator 1. Gene Ontology annotation, cellular component: mitochondrion. Gene Ontology annotation, biological process: mitochondrial fission; aerobic respiration. The record is from RefSeq and is a predicted model, not a curated record. Lineage: Eukaryota; Metazoa; Chordata; Mammalia; Pholidota; Manidae.